UAAUAUGAUUCAUCACCUUCCAUAAACCCUCUCUCUCUCUCUCUCUCUCUCUCUGAGGCAGCCAUGGAUUCCUCCAAGAUCCAUGCCCUCUUCCUUAUCCUCAUGCUCUGCCUCUCCUCGGCCGCCCCCAUCCUCGGCUGCGGCUCCUGCAGCAGGCACGCCCCGAAGCCCAAGAAGCCUGGCCACAAGCACCACCGCAAGGGGCCCAUCGUUGUUGUACCGCCCAUCACAUUGCCGCCGAUCGUCAAGCCGCCAGUCACAUUGCCCCCAGUCACAUUGCCCCCCAUUGUCAAACCACCUAUAACCCUCCCACCGAUCGUCAAGCCGCCCAUCACCCUACCCCCCAUUGUUGAGCCGCCCAUCACCCUACCCCCAAUUGUUGAGCCGCCCGUCACCCUACCCCCAAUUGUUAAGCCGCCCAUCACGGUGCCCCCCGUGACCGUACCCCCCAUCACCGUCCCUCCCAUCACUGUUCCCCCCGUCACCAAGCCCUGCCCGCCCCCACCGACGACCCCGGCAACGUGCCCAAUCGACUCACUCAAGUUAGGGGCUUGUGUGGACUUGCUGGGAGGAUUGGUGCACAUAGGGCUUGGCGACCCGUUGGUGAAUGAGUGUUGCCCAGUGCUUAAAGGGCUUGUCGAGCUCGAAGCGGCAGUGUGCUUGUGCACUACCCUCAAGCUCAAGCUCUUGAACCUCAGCAUUUAUGUCCCUCUCGCUCUUCAGCUCCUGCUCACUUGUGGCAAGGCUCCUCCUCCCGGUUACACUUGCUCUCUCUAGAUCCAAGUUGCUUAGAUUGCCGGACACGCGGAUGAGUUCA
Messenger RNA from Syzygium oleosum, 817 nucleotides. Its product is annotated as 36.4 kDa proline-rich protein-like. Bases 64 to 777 code for a protein of 237 amino acids. The transcript is spliced from 2 exons. The record is from RefSeq and is a predicted model, not a curated record. NCBI's taxonomy places the organism in Eukaryota, Viridiplantae, Streptophyta, Magnoliopsida, Myrtales, Myrtaceae.